GUUCGUAUAACAUAAAAUUUCAUACGAUGUUAACUCUAUGCUAUAAUUCAUUUGUAGAAUUAGAAUUAGCUAGGAAACAAAAUUUUGAAAACCUAUUUUAUAUAUGGAUAUAUAUUAAUUAAAAUAUGGGAGAUUCGCUAAGGAAUCAGAACAAUAACAAUAGUAAAAGAAAUCCAAUCGUGUUUUUAGAUAUAGCAAUUGAAUCAGAAAAAGCUGGAAGAAUUGUGAUAGAGCUUUUUAAAGAUGUUGUACCUCGAACAGCUGAAAAUUUUCGUGCACUAUGUACUGGAGAAAAAGGUAUUGGAAUCAAUGGCAAAAAGUUACAUUAUAAAGGAUCAAUAUUUCAUAAAGUGUUAUCACAGUUUAUGGUCCAAGGUGGAGAUAUAAUAAAUUUUAAUGGUACAAGUGGAGAAAGUAUAUAUGGAACGCAAUUUGAGGAUGAAAACUUUGUGCUCUCUCAUUCAUCAGGAGGAUUAUUGAGCAUGGUUAAUGAAGGUUAUCCAAAUAGCAACAGUUCUCAGUUUAUAAUUACUGUUUCAGCUACGACACAUCUAGAUAAUACUAAUGUCGUAUUUGGUAAAGUUUUGAAAGGAAUGGGUGUUGUAUUAGAAGUAUCCAGAGCUAAAACAAUUCAAGAUGUACCAGUUCAGAAAAUACAUAUAUUUGACUGCGGAGAGUUGAAACAUAAUCAAAAUUGGGAAUUAGAGGAGAAUGAUGGUACAGAAGAUGUAUUUACCCCAUGGCCAGAAGAUUGGGAUUAUUCUAAAAAUAUUAAAAGACAAGAUUACAAGUAUAUAAUGGAUGUUAUUCAGAAGAUAAAAGAUUCGGGAAAUUAUUAUUUUUUACGAAAAAAUUAUGUAGAUGCAGGCAGGAAGUAUAAGAAAGCAUUACGCUAUUACAAAUGGAUGAUGAAGACAGUAGAUGUACCAGAUUCUUCCAAUGAAUCAAUAGUGAAUACUAAAGUAACUCUAUUACUUAAUCUUGCAGCUGUUAAAUUAAAGCAAAAGAGUCAUCGCGAAGCUUUAAAGCUUUGUUCAGAGGUUUUACAAAUAAAUCAGAAUAACAGUAAAGCAUUAUUUCGUAGAAGUCAAGCAUACAUGGGAUUAAAUGAAUAUGAUUUAGGUUUAGCAGAUUUACAGCAAGCAUUAUUAGAAUCUCCUAAUAAUAAAGAUAUUUUGUUAGAAAUUGAUAAAGUUAAAAAAGUUAUGAAUUCCUAUUUAGUUAUUGAGAGAGCUUCUUGUCAAAAAAUGUUUAAAUGAAAAAAAGUAUUUUAUAAAAAAAUGUAAAUAUAAAAUUUUUUAUAUAUUUAAAAUCAUACAUACACACAUUUUUAUAUACAAUACUAAUGUUGUCUAAGAAACAUUGUAAAGUAAUUGUAUGCGUGUUAGCUAAAAUUAUUUAAAUAUUUUUUACAUAAAAAUAGUACUAAAUUUGAACAUAAUUGUUUAGAUAAAUACUUGUAUUUAUUUUUAGCUUUCUGAUUUAAGCAUUUUUAUUAUCCAAUAACAAUCUUUGUGUAAUGUGUACAAAAGAAACAAAACCAUAGUAUACUGUAAUCACAUAUGUUGGGAAUAUUAUUGUGAACAUUGUUCUGUUAAAAAUAUAUUGUUUUCUAUAUG
Molecule: messenger RNA, 1619 nt
Organism: Bombus impatiens (common eastern bumble bee)
Lineage: Eukaryota; Metazoa; Arthropoda; Insecta; Hymenoptera; Apidae
Gene: Cyp40
Product: peptidyl-prolyl cis-trans isomerase D
Exons: 6
Coding region: 126-1259 (377 amino acids)
Biological process (GO): protein peptidyl-prolyl isomerization
Cellular component (GO): intracellular membrane-bounded organelle
Molecular function (GO): peptidyl-prolyl cis-trans isomerase activity; protein binding
Source: RefSeq, a predicted model, not a curated record